UUGUGCAGCUCAUCAUCCAAAACAUUGACGAAGAGCAAAUUAUGAUCGGCAAUACCUCGGAUUUGUCAUUUUCAAAUUUACUCUCUCUGAACAACUUCACAUGCCUCGGUUUUGUUCUCGACAGCUAUACCGACACUUUAUAUAUUGCCGCUAAGCCCGCUGUUGAUCAUCCUAGGGACUUUGAGAUUUGGAUGACUACCAUAAACAACGACUCGAAAAUAUAUGUAACUAAAGCAAGGUUUUUUUCAGACAUGGACAUUUACUUUGCCAAUCGUUCACUCUACUGGAACUCGGGUACAAACCUCCGAAAAUUAAAGUUGCCAUCAGUACAUCAGAACAAUCAAAACGGGAUUUCUCCCGAUGAGAUCGUCACCUAUGUCCUUCCCAAAUUAACCAAGGAGUUUGUGAUAGAUCAGAGAAGAGGAUACAUCUAUUUUUCAACUCGGGAGAUAAUAUACCGUGUAGAUAUGGAGGUUACAGGAUAUAGAUUGAUCACAGAUGGGCUAGUAGAUGCUCCGACCGGAAUGUGUAUGGAUGAAGAUGAUGAACUACUCUUCUUCACGCACAUCUACCAAGAACGGGAAUCCAUCUUCUAUUACGAUCUUAGACGGGGUACCGGUGUUCAUGUCCUGGUAAAGCUCGAUGGUAGGAACCCACGGAACCUAAUCUUCAUAUCAGGAUGGUUUAUAUGGCUGGAAAGGGAAACACUUCAGGCCUGUCAGAUGUCGAUUGGUCAAGAAUUGUCUGUAAAAAUGGGACUAUGUAGGUCCCCUUGGGCUGUCCAUGAUCGGUUUAACGUCCACAACAGUCAGCAACUCAGUAUGCAGCUGCGGAGCGUCAAUUAAACAGACGGAUCCCGUCUGAAGUCAUGCUUGAUGCCGUAAGGAGAAAAUGUAAGGCAUAAAACCUCCAAUGGAUUUUUUGGGACAAGGGCAUAGGGGGCGGAUCCAGGAUAUCGUAAGAAGGGGAGGGGGGCGGUGGUCAAACUUAAAACCAUAUCAGAGUAGAUUUUCGUAGCGUAUAUAGGCUCAAUCUAUAUAGAUUCGAGGCCUGUCUGACUAUAAAGCAUCAAGAAAGUUGGACUGAUACGUAAGUAUACAAUUCGGAUCCAGCUUUUCCUAAUGGGGGAGCAAGGGGGACUUUCUUUAAUAGCAACGUGUGUACACCACAAAGAUU
Messenger RNA from Lytechinus pictus (painted urchin), 1176 nucleotides. RefSeq lists its product as uncharacterized. Bases 42 to 845 code for a protein of 267 amino acids. The transcript is spliced from 4 exons. The record is from RefSeq and is a predicted model, not a curated record. Lineage: Eukaryota; Metazoa; Echinodermata; Echinoidea; Temnopleuroida; Toxopneustidae.